GCUCUGUCUUUCUCUCUCUCCAUACAUCAGUAUGUGUUUAGCACUGCACGCGCACUGGAGCCCGUGAGCAGAGACGAGACUCGUUUAGUAUUCAGUGCACAAGGCAAAGGAGGGAGAAGAGAGGGAGGGCAGAGAGUGAAAUAGAGUGAAAAAACGAGCCUGUGAAGACAAGCGAAAACACCGAAAGAGAGGAGGAAGAGGGGAGCGGAGAGACACCUCCUCUGUCCCUCUCGGUCUACCCUUUGGUAUUCUUCUAUCCCAGGCAGUUUCAGAGCUCCUAGAACAUUCCAGAAAUACAUCCAUGGACCACAAUGAGCCGUAAAGCUUGAAUGGAAUAACAAAGAGAGAAACUUCGUGAACAUAGGCCAUACAUUUCGAAUUCAAGCCUGCCCUGAUGCUGCUUUAAGGACUGGGCCUGCAAACACUUCCCUCCGCCCUGACUGAUGAUUUAACUGAGAGUAAUAGUCUGCAAAAUCUUGGCUAUGCUUUCUGAACAACAGACCUUAAUAUAGUCUUGCAGUUUAUCCAUUGAGCAAAUUCUUAAUAUCUAUGUGAAUUGAAUUGGUUUUGACCUUCUUCACCAUGACUAGGACUCAGGGAUUUUGUUUUCAUCCUUUAUAACAAGUAUGUGGAGAAAAAAAACAUCUUGAGCCUAUGUUAUUAUUAACCGCUAAAGUUUUCAAUUAACGGGUCUAAAGAGACCGUCGAAACUUUGUCCUUCAGCUCCUUUAUUAUCGGAAUCGGCAGAAAGUGGCCAGACACACCCUCUCCGCUCGGGCGCCGUCCAGCUGGUGUGGGCGGUAAGAGCUGCGCCACGAUUGGUUGAGUGCAGGGUGAGUGUGCGAUGCGGAUUGGAGGAUGUCGGGGGACUGGGAAGACGACCUUUGUAAGAAGGCGUUGGUGCUGGUGGAGGAACUGUGCUUCCGGUCUGGAGGCUUGAGCCAGAGUGCCAGCUGUCAAGAAUUCAGCUACAUGAUGAGAGGACCUAACGGACAGCUGAACACAGAGAUCUCCGUGAGUCUGCUCUCCGUCAUUGUAACGUUCUGUGGCAUCGUGCUGCUGUCUGUCUCUCUCUUCGUCUCAUGGAAGCUCUGCUGGUUGCCGUGGAGAGAUAAGGAAGGCGGGGGUCUGAGCUUGACGUCUGGGCUCCUGCCCGGCGGUGCCGGUCUGGGUGGGGUUGGAGGUGGAGGGGGUGCCUCUCUCCUUCCUCCCUUGUUGCAGAGGAAAGAUACUCACUCCUCUACCUCGCUGUAUCCCUCGCUCUCACAGCAUGGGCAGCAUCACCCCCAUUUCUCCGACCUAAUGGGGGUGGAGGGCGGAGGGGGGCUGGUCGUGGGGGGUGUGGUUGGAGGUCCACAGGAGAUGCAGGAGCAUUCUUACCUAGACAUGGACUCUUAUCCUAACAAUGCUGCAAACCUUAAGUUGAGCCAGACAUCUCCCGAGUUGCCCCCUGCAACAGAAGGAGGCUCAGCUGCGAAAGAUCUGCCCAAUGCCCACACCCAGCAGCAGGUCACCACCAGGCCCAAGCCCAUGACUCACCAGUUAUCCAGCCCUGAUUUCCAUGGUGAGGAGAAGAGUGAGCAGCUGACCAGCAUCGGGCAGAUCAAACCAGAACUUUACCGGCUGCGCCAGGGAGACCAGGGGGAUGGCAAGCAAGGCGACACCUGCGGCAAAAUCAGCUUCCUCCUACGCUACGCCUUCAACACGGAGCAGCUGGUGGUUAAGAUACUGAAAGCCCUGGACCUCCCGGCGAAGGAUGCCAAUGGUUUCUCGGAUCCUUAUGUCAAGAUCUACUUACUGCCUGAUAGGAAGAAGAAAUUUCAGACCAAGGUGCACAGAAAAACUCUCAACCCGGUUUUUAAUGAGACGUUCCAGUUCGGCGUGCCACUGGGAGAGCUGCACUCGCGCAAGCUCCACUUCUCCGUCUACGACUUUGAUCGUUUCUCCAGACAUGACCUCAUAGGUCAAGUGGUGGUGGAUAACCUGCUGGACUUCAGCGAGGGCACCGGGGAGAAGCCAGUUUGGAGAGACAUCAUAGAAGGAACCACGGAGAAAGCUGACCUGGGCGAGCUGAACUUCUCACUGUGUUACCUGCCAACAGCUGGCAGACUGACCGUCACCAUCAUUAAGGCCACCAAUCUGAAAGCCAUGGACCUCACGGGCUUCUCAGAUCCAUAUGUAAAGGCAUCUCUGGUUUGUGAAGGUCGAAGGCUGAAAAAGAGGAAGACGUCCAUAAAGAAGAAUACUCUCAAUCCUACGUAUAAUGAGGCUCUGGUCUUUGAUAUCCCCAACGAGAACAUUGACAAUGUGUCGCUCAUCAUCGCCGUCAUGGACUACGACUGUAUUGGUCAUAAUGAGGUGAUCGGGAUGUGCCGUGUGGGCAGUGAUGCUGAUGGACCGGGAAGGGAGCACUGGACAGCCAUGCUGGCGAAUCCCCGCAAGCCCAUUGAACACUGGCACCAGCUGGUGGAGGAAAAAUCCAUAAAUGCAUAUGUGUCAAAGAGCGCCACAGCCUCCCCUAAGCCACACAUAGUGGUGGACAGCCCUCACUCUGAGUAGAGAUGUCAGCAUUAUCUCUUUUCAUUUGUGAAUAAUAUUUUAUCAAGAAAGAACCAGAGAAGAGACUGUGCCUGUGUUAGUGCUUCUCCUCUAAAUCAUCCCUGCAGACCCAACACAAUAUAUCGAAAAAUUACUAGACUAGACCAGACACAAAUCACACACACACACACACACACACACACACACAAACAUACAUGUACAUUGAAUAGUAUCAGAAUAACUGGCAUGGAUGGUUUUGCUUCAGGAAUGAUGUUAAAGUCAAAAUAUGUCAUGAUUUAUUCAGGGGAUAUAUGAAAAUAAACAUUCCCACUUUAAAUAGAUAAUCUUUAUUUAGUUAUUUGAAACUGAGCCUACAAAAAAAGAGAUUUUAAAUACUUAAAAAAAAUACAAAUAAACAAAAUAAUCAGGAGAGACCUGAUAGAUUAUGGACCACGAAUGUUUCUGUGUAUGUGUGAGUGCAUGUGUGUACGUGAGUUUGUACGGGUGUCUGUGUGUAGCUAUAGAAAAUCUCUACAAGGUGUUUUCAGUCUGACAAGUAGCUGCAAGUUCUUGGAAUGGUCUUCUCUGCCAAGGCAGAAUCCUCGCAACUGUUUCCUGUUUCUCUGGAGAGGAGGACUACUUUAUGACCUUUCCCAUCUGGAGAAGGAGAAAUAAGGACGGAUACAUUAGCCAAAUUGUGUUGUGCAGUAUUGAAAUGUGUCCCUCUGCCUUUUACAUUUUUAUCACCUUCUGCUUGGAGCUCAAUGAGAUCAGCAGUGUUUCUUUUUUUCAUUCGUUUACUAGAGUCCAACCAUUCUUCUUGUUCUACCAGAUACUGAAUGAAACGAUUGGAGAGUAUGUUUCCCUGACAUGGACACCCUGGCAGACUGAAUCCCAUCGAGAACUCUUCCAAAGGGAGCUAUCCUUGAUUUCAAACAUUGCCAGAGGACCCUAACUGAGAAGGACAUUGGAAUUGUGUGCAUUUUCUGGAGACAUAUCCUAUGGGGAAAAGAUCUGGCCAUAGUAUUUUAUUUUUAUACCAUGCCAAGAUUUUUUUUUUUUUUUCUCUUAAGACAUUUUUAAUUUCAAAAGAGGAAGUGUGUGCUCUCCAUCAUCCUUCUGCCAAGAGGACAGCUUUGGAAAGACACACACGUUCAUCCUCUUUCUCCUUCCGGGUAUCCUAUGUGUUUGUAGGAUUUGUGCUCUUUUGUGUCUUUUUUGCUCGUUGGUUUGUGUGUGUGCGUGUAUGCCUGUGUGUCAGUAUCUGUCACCGUGACCCUGAGUAUGUCUCCACUUCCCGUCCUUUGUCCUUGCACAGAGAAAAUCUCAUUUUGAACAAUCAAGUGUCUUCUGUCCUGUGUCUUAGAGGAACUAUUUCUUGUGUAGGACCUGUUGCACUUGGUAGGGACAGGGUCUAUUUCUCAGAUGCGUUUUUCAGUUGUUAUCUGUCGAAUGUGAUAGUGACCCGUCUCUGUUGUGUCCCUAACCAGCUCGUCACUGAAACGUGUCCCUAGCUUGAUCUGUGUUCUCGUGUUGGGUGUGCUUUUCUUUUUCUGUAAAUGUGCUCUGUGUGUACGAGGGGACAAACCUGGUGGCCACAGCUUUUGAGGAAUAAAAUGUUGUACGUUUUUCCAGAAAAGGGUGGGGGGGGGGGGUGAGACAAACUGGUUCUGUUCAUCUCUUUCGGCUAAUGUGACUAUCUUUUCUGUCUGAGCAUUCCUUGCAAAAAGAGACAAAAAGGGGGGCACGUCUUUUAUCAUUUUAGAGCCACAUUACUUCAAUAAUUUUACAUUACAAACCGACUUCAGAGGGUUUUUUUUUUUCAAAUAGAAAAAUAUAUAUUUCUUUCAGAAGGUCACUGCUUCUCUAGUGAGAAAUAUUAUAGUGGCCAAAGCACUCAAUUCACAUACCCUCGAUAUCCAGGGUCACUGCCUCUAUUAAAAAGAAAUUCCACCCAGAAAGGAAAAAUCUGUCAUUUACUCACCCGCAUGCCUUUCCAAACCUGUAAGAGUUUAAUCUGUGGAACCCCAAAUCAAUUUUUCCUCACAAAAUCCUUAUGCAGUGAAAUCCAAUGGGAUGCAGUGUUGUUGUUUUGGACACCUUUUGCUUUCGUUUAAAACAUUCUUCAAAAUAUCAGAAAAAAGAAAGAAAGUCAUGCAGGUUUGAAAUGACGUGACAGUGCAUAAAUGAUGGCAGAAUUUUCUAUUUUAGAUGGACUAUCUCUUUAAUAUCGCAGUUCAACCACUGCCAAUGCUACCACACAUAUCCCUCAAUGAAGGAAUACUGCAUUACCAAUCACUAACACUCAUGUUAUUGAAAUACACAUCAGUAUAAUUAUUUCCCACUGUACCCCCCUGAGCUUGUUUUUCUGUUUCCAUUAUUAAUCACAUGUCAGGCCUUGGAUGUGCACACACACAUAAUCUCGCCGGUGUGUGCUCAUUCCUUAGUCUGUUAUCGUAUAUCAGCACUUGUUGUUUUCUAAGAGGCCAUUGAUUCUGUCAUCCAUGUGGAUGUGGUAUCGACCCACUGUCUUCAGCUCCUGUCUCCAGGUCCAUCUCUUCUGCUGCCUUAGAUCUUACACUGUGGAGGCACAAUCCCUGUAGAGUGACCUCUGACCCCUUCAUCAGUUUCCACAGGUAUAGACUUUGACGAUAGCUUUCUCUUCGCAGGCCAUAUUUUUCUCUGUCUGUCUCCCCUCUUUCCUCUGUCUCUCUGUGUCAGUGCAAUUCUGAAUGAUCCUGAGGAAAUGUGUUUGCAUGCUUAUAUUAACAUGGAUGAUGUCAACUUGAUGCAAUGAUAAUUUAAUAAGUGAUGCUCAACACACACACAAAAAACUGACAAAGAACUUGAUACUAACACCACUAAUGACAAACAUGUUGACCUAGCAACCUGUUCGAUAUCAUCAAAGCAUUGAUGAUUAAUGUUGUUAAUAUUGUAUAUCCUCUUUGAGAUGGUAUUACAGUUUCUGGAUAUAUUUUUCUUUGUUUGUUUGCUUUUUUAGUUUUCUUUGAAAAGGUUUACUUUUUUAUAUGUUCAGAUUAAGCUGAGACUUAGAGCAAGAUAAAAAUGAAA
This is a messenger RNA of Carassius auratus (goldfish), 5610 nucleotides long. RefSeq names its product synaptotagmin-C. Gene Ontology annotation, biological process: calcium-ion regulated exocytosis. NCBI's taxonomy places the organism in Eukaryota, Metazoa, Chordata, Actinopteri, Cypriniformes, Cyprinidae. Gene Ontology annotation, cellular component: plasma membrane; exocytic vesicle. The record is from RefSeq and is a predicted model, not a curated record. Gene Ontology annotation, molecular function: calcium-dependent phospholipid binding; clathrin binding; SNARE binding. The transcript has 13 exons. Bases 859 to 2559 code for a protein of 566 amino acids.